Messenger RNA from Dryobates pubescens (Downy woodpecker), 5114 nucleotides. Its product is annotated as A-kinase anchor protein 17B. Lineage: Eukaryota; Metazoa; Chordata; Aves; Piciformes; Picidae. The transcript has 4 exons. The coding region runs from base 1637 to 3367 and encodes 576 amino acids. The record is from RefSeq and is a predicted model, not a curated record.
AAAAGGGCAUUUUACUGUUGGCUUUCUGAAAAUUUGGUGUGAGUAAGAUAAAAGUUGUAAAUUUUUUCAGUGUGAAUGGCACUGAAGUUGGAGGAUGAUCUCAGGAGAUGCUUUAAAAGAUACUUAGUUCCUUAUGGUUAAACAUGAAGUAGUUGCAGUAAGUAGCUGGCCUAAUUUAGGUGGUUCUUGGCUAGUAAAGGGUUCUUCUCACCCUUCCCCCAGAGAUGAAUCCAUUUAAGUGCUAUGCUUAGUUUGGCAUUAUAAAAGAAAGCUUGCAAUCUGUACACUUGAUUUCAUUAGCCUCAUAGCUUGCCACUGUAAGUACUAGAGUGCAGCCUGGUUGUUGUUUGGGUUUUCCCCCAGCAGGUAUUUGUAGAAUGUGCCCUUAAGAUACACCUCUUGCUGGAAAUAACACUUAAUACUGCUUUUCUCAGUGUAGAUAGACAUUGAUGCAAUUUGCUUGGGUGUUUUCUUUUGAUGUGCUCACAUCUGGGCAUUUGAAGCUCAUUAAAUGUGAACAGAAUUAAUCAAUUUUUAAACAAGCAAGCAUUUGAUCCAAAGGAUGUUGCUCUAAGAGUCAGUGAACUCUAGUUUUGGCAGAACUGCAUUAAUCCUGCUGCUAGGAUUGCUCUGGUGGUCAUACUGAACUUUGAAUCCCUCAAAGAGGAUGGCAGGAAUGAAUUUGCCCAAAAAUGUGAUGUCAGAUUGUGAGCCCCUGAUGUCACAGCAGGAGGAGACAUAUAGAAGAAAGGGUCUGAGAUUGACUGAGAACCCAGUGUGAGUUUUAGAAGUACAGUAGUAUUUGGUAGUCACAUGGAUUCUCUCCUUUGCUUGAUAGGUUGUCUGUGUUUGUGUAAGUACAUGGCAAACUAGACUACUAAGUCUGAUUCUGCUUCUUCUGUGACAGGUGACUUUACAGCCAGACAUUUUAGUGAAGGAGCCGUAAGAAAGAGAAGCCUGAAAACGCUAAAGCUGCAAGACCAGGAGCACAUUCAAAAAAGGGGGAAAAGAGAGAGGGUGUUGCAAGAAGAGGGUGUAUUUUUAGAGAAAGUGCAAUUUUCUUGAGACUUGUUAUGCUAUCUCAUGCCAAAUAGGAUCCAGGAAGAGUGGCUACUGUAAAAAUCCAGGCUUUAAGGAAACAGGAGUGUAAAACUCGACACAGUACUAUGUUGUUUUUUAUUUAUGUGUUAUUGUUGGAAAGAAAAGCAUCAUGGUAAUUCUAUUUGUAAGGUAUCAGAUGGAGGGAUUUGGGUUAUGAGAAAGGUUGGACUUUUAGAUUUGAUUAUUCUGGAACUCUGUGGGCUCGGAGUAAAAUUGGACACCCAUUGUUCUCAAACCACUCUGGGGCUUGGUUGCUUGAGAUUCUGCAUGUGGUUGUCUUGUAUUGCUCUAUUCUGCAACAUUACAACUUGAUGUCUUUAUUCCCUGAAGUAAAAUUAAUGUAAUGUACAUUUCUAGGUUCCUCCCAGUUGACUGGAAGGUCCAAAGCUAGAGAAACAGACGUGGUGAUGAAAAGAAGGUCAAGAGAGAAAAAAGAAAGCUAAGCUCAAGAGAAGAGAGGCAGAUAGAUGGAGAUGAGAAACAUCCCCCACAGCAGCAGAAGGUACCAGCUGAAGAACAGCAGUGGCCAGAGAAUAUGCCUGAAUGGGAAGAAAGGAAAUCCCUGCUAGCUCAGAGAAGAGUGGAGUCUGUCAGACUGCUUACAGUGCUGUUAAACCGUGUGAAAGAUUUUGCACAGUUGGCAAGUCAGAAAGUGGAACCUUCACUGGGCAUAAGGAAGGACAAUUCCUUUUCUGAAACAGCAUUUAAAGAUUGGCAUCAGGAACUGAUUAACUCCCGUUACCAUGUGCGCAAAGAGGUGAAACAUAAGGAGGAGUUUAAGUGCCCCUUAACCAAAAAAAGUGGCAGCUUGUGUAGUGAGGAAGGAGAUGGCAGUAACUUCCAUGCAUCUACUUGUCAUAUAGUCAGGACAAUUUUAAAUGAUCCCUCUAGAGCCCCAAGUUCUGGUGAACUUCUUGGCAGAGAUGUGGACAACUCCCCUGGCUGUGGAUCUUUACUCAUUACAGUUAUGGAAGACUGCAGGAUCAUCAAAUCUCUCGAUGGAAAGCACUGCUCAGCAUUGAAUGCAGCUCACACACAGACAGCAUCUGACAAAGACUGUUGCAAAAAGCAAAAGGUUUAUGAGACUGAUGAAUUCAUUCAUUAUUUACUAAACUACUACCAGACACCAGGCUAUGCACGUGUUUGUUUAGAGCCAAAAAAGACUUCAGACAAGACCUGGUGGAAGAGAGUGGUGUCUGAUGAUGAUAGUGGUCUUGACAUCAGCUUGAGUAGCAAACAUGGUCAGCACUUCAGAGAAGUGAGUCCUGUACAAAAUCUCAACAACAGAAAUUAUGGUAAUGAUGAUGAUUAUAGGCUGGUGAUCACUGUUGGGAAGCUUGAGUCAAGAGACACAGCAUUAGAAGGCAAGGCCUAUGGGGGCAGGCUUACAGAAAAGUUGCAAGCGCAGAGGAAUGACUCACUCACUGUUGAUAAUUUACCACGUGCUGGACUGAAUCAUUACACUACUGUUACUCAUGAUAGGGAAUUCAAACAAGAUGGUAGCAGUGAAGGUACUGUACCAUACAACACAUGUAGAUCUUGCAGAUUAAAGGAUUUGUUGGAAGAGAUCAGUGAUUCUGAGUAUUUUAGAGAGGCACAUAGUGACUCAAUGAAGCGAAUGGAAAGAAGAUGUGAAGAAGUUCACAGCAAUUUUAAUAAAGGGUGCUUCCCUGCAAGAGCUGGGGAGAGAAAUUUGUUGAUUUACCUUAAAAAUGUAACUCUGGAAGGUCAAGAGGAGGAAAGCAGCAAAUGUAGCUUCUGUUGUCAUUCUGACCAUGAGGGCUUGCUGAGGAAGUGUGAACAUGAGCUUAAAAAGUCAUGCAAGAGGUCUAGUAGUAAAUUAAGAUGUGAAGGACAGAAAAGUGAGAGAAAAUCCAGGGGAGAGGAGAGAAAUGCUCAUAAAAUCAAGAAGAAGCGAAAAGAGCUUUCUUCUAAUCUUUUAUCUGAUGAAUGUGGCUUUUCAGAACUGGACAGUCGCAUGCAGCUGGAGUCGUUCAGAAAGAUACAAAGAAAAUAUAAGAGAAUGUUCCACAAAAAAGUGAAAUUCAAGACACUUCACACUGCCAUGGCAGCACCAGAUGUUACUCCUCAUGAUGGCUUACCACUUCAGGAGACUCUCCAGAGGACAGGAGAUGAGAGGAAGUUAAUGUUGAGAAGAGAGAUGGAUGUAGAUGUCAGAGGAUGCCCUCUAUUUCCUCUUGAGAUAAUUCAGACAAACCCCUGCACGGAUACUUUCUGUGGAGCGGAACCCAGAAGAGGAUGUUGAACAGCUGCUACAUAGUAGCUCUUAACUUUUAUAUGGAAGUGGGAGAAGAAAGCCCUUUGACCAUUAAAAGGUAUAUGAAAUACUGGAGUUUUUUGCUUAGGUAAUUCUUUUGGUUAGAAUUUCUAACUGGUGUAGUGAGCCACAAAACCAGAAUCGGUGUUUACCUUUUGGACAACAGCGGACCAAAGCUUACCCCAGGGCCAGACAAAUUUGCAUGGACCAGUUGCUAAAACUGGAAAGGAUACAGAUUGAGAUCUCAGAGCAUUAUACUCAAAUGUAAAGAGCCAUGUAAAUAGCAGUUAGAGUAUUUAGUAGUAACCAAUCAUUGGAAAAAAACAUAGCUAUGUAAACCCUACAGCAAGCACAUAAAGUGCCUCCUCAGUCAGGUCGUUAAGAUGAUGGGACUGGAAGGUAUGGGGAGGACAUUUAUACUGAAUUGUGGGAAGUUAGAGAUUUUUUCAAUAUAGAUUUUCACAAUUCUAGAGAUGUUUCUGGAAGCUCACUGGUCUUUGAGAGGAAGGAUUUCACUACACUUGUGCUAGAUGCAGUGCUUCCAGGAAUCUGACUCUGUAAGCAAAGCUCUGAAUGCUAGCCAGUGACAGGGCAGUGUUUGUCAGUGUGCUGGCAGUCCCCUUGUACACGCAGGUUGAAAAUCUGUUGGCAAGAUUCUGAAGGCACUUGUAGUGAGGUAGGUAUUUAGUAUGAGUUUGCUUACAGAUAAUUCCAGAGGAAUUGUGAAAUGUUUUCAGACUUGUGCUGGGUGUAGGUAAAAAUGUGAAAAUGCAAUCUAGGUGCUUGAAUUAUAUCCGUAUCUAUUCAGCUGGCCAGAUUUAGAAGACAGCCACAAUUGCUGGUGGACAAAGUCCCUUAGCAAGAUAGAGAAGACCAGCUCCAAGUUCAAUACAUGAUUAUUUUGGUUUUCAUUUUGGUAUGCUUUAUUUAUUACUUGUCAAUAUACUAAAUUAAUGUGACAAUGUUGUCUUCAUUACAUGCAGUCAUGCCUAUGUUUGUAACUUCUGCUCUAAGAAAUAGUAAUUAUGAAAAAGUUAAUUGUAAUUGUUGAUGGUAGAUAGGUUUUCCCCCAGUGUUCAGUACUGAUGAUUCCUACAGGUUUCUAAGCCAGGUUUUGGCAGUCUUCUCUGUUCAGAUGUCGAGUGCCUUUUCAGAGUCAUGAAUGACAAAUGGUUGCUACUCAAAGUACUGUUAAUCUAUUGCUUUUGUCUAAAAAGUUCUUAUUUUCUUGACAGAAAUAUUUUCUGACUAUUUUGGAGAACAUUCAUGCCCCUUCUAAGUCUCUUUUUGGUAAUUUAUACAGUUAUAAUGAAGAUCAGCUGUUGUAUUUGUUGACCAUGUGAAAAGUUUCAGUUGUACUGAUGUGACAUAACCAAGGGUGUUUUUUCUCUAUGCAAUAUUUGCAGAUUAAAGAUGACAAAACUUGGCCCUCUGUCAAUCUAUAGACAGUUCUGUGUCCUCAAGUACCCAUUUCUCAUGAGACAGGCCUUUCAGUGACAGGUGAGGAGGAAGUAUUUGCUCUGGUUAAUCUGAGGGACCAGGAGCUGAAGAUUUCCAUUGGUGUAAAUUUCCAGUGUUUUCUCAACAUGUUGUCACAAUAUUCAGUAAAAAAUAAAUACACCAGUUUGUAAUUGCUUCUUGCCUUCACCUGUAUUGAUUGAAGCCAACAAAGCAAAUUCUGUCUCCAGUUCCUCAUUCUGUGUAAAACAUUGUUAGUAAAUAAAUCAUGCUUGCA